CCACCAAAUUAUUCAAAUCAGUCAAUCUACAGGGAGUUCAUAAAAACUAGCUAACUCACUCCCCACCCCCACAAUUUCCCAUACAUCAGUUGCCCCACAGAACCCAGUUUGCUGUUACUCCGUCCUUGGAUACAGCCCCCUGUGUGGCCCUGCUUAACAACAUUCUCUCCUUAAGAGCUCUAAGUAAGUAACAGAGAACUCUACCUUUCAUUUGGCCAAGUGUCAUUGUGCUGGGUCUCACCAUCUUUAAAUCAUGAGACAGCUGAAAUGGCACGAUCAGAGUCUCUUGGAAACUAUAUUGAAGAUGACAAAAUUACCUUCUGCCUGGACCUGAGUAGUUUUCUCUAACUCUCGCAUUUCUACCUCACUGACAGCGCCCUAAACUAUUCUAUGAAGAGAAAGGAACUUCUAUUAUGUUGGAGCUAUUCCUUGUUUUGGCUUAUUGGUUGUGGCAGUGUAGCCUAUUAUGAUUAUUACAGGAAAACAAUCAAUCCAUUGCUAGGGAUAUCGUGUGGAAUAAGGAAUUAUCCAGAGAGACAGGGGAAGCCACUAUCUCAAUAAUCUUUAUGAGGAGAGGAGCUCAGAGUUGUUCUAUUUAAAAAUGUCAAACUAGUGUAGCAGUUAACCUUUACUGGACAUCUUUCCACUCCUGUCCAAGAAAAAGCUUCAGUCAAAAGAAUGCCCUAUGUAGACAAAUCUCCAUUAUCUCUAGUUUCAAAACAUACCAUCAGCACAUAGUAUUCUCAAAGUUAACUUCAUGUCCUUAAGCCCCAGUUUCAUUCUACCUUCUCCCCCUCUAUGUUUAUCUUUUAUCCUCCUAUCUUUUCUUUUGCAUUGCAAAUUAAAUUUUAAUUACAUAAGCAUUACAUAAUAGUCUUCUAACAAAAAUUAUAUGCAAAUAAUGAAAAUAAAAUUAUUCUUUGAUCACUCCCCCAACAAUUCCAUUUGCUCUCACCACUGUCUUCUGUGCAUCAUUUCAGACAUUUUUCUCUUUUUAUUUACAUUAGUUGAUAGAAAAUCUAUGGUAUUGUUUUUCUAUAAACUAUUUUUUACUGUCUAUUUUGUCCCACAAUUUGCUUCUUUCACCUAAAAUGCUUCAUAGAGCUCUCCAUGGUCCUAUAUAGAGAUCUAGUUUAUACCUAAUGGCUAUAUAUUGUUCCUCAGUGUGACGGUACCACAGUUCAUUUAUACAUUCUUUUUUUCAAGGUGUUUCCAAUUUUCCAUCAUUAAUAUCUGCAUUGAACAUCCUUGGAGAUGCUUGCCUUAGUACUGACUAGGUCCUGGGUGCUCUUCAGGUAUUUUCUAGUUGUGAUCCUAUUCAAGUCUGUCAGCAGUUUUAUAAGACUCUUGCAAGCCGGAUGCCCUCUGUGGAUGAAAGAUGUAUCAUGGAAUGAACCCGAGCAAUGGAGAUGGAUUUUUAGAGCAGCAGCAGCAGCCUCAGUCCCCCCAGAGACUCUUGGCCGUGAUCCUGUGGUUUCAGCUGGCGCUGUGCUUCGGCCCCGCACAGCUCACGGGCGGGUUCGAUGACCUUCAGGUGUGUGCGGACCCCGGCGUCCCCGAGAAUGGCUUCAGGACGCCCAGCGGAGGGGUUUUCUUUGAAAGCUCUGUCACCCGUUUUCACUGCCAAGACGGAUUCAAACUGAAGGGCUCUACAAAGAGACUGUGUAUGAAGCAUGUAAACGGAACCCUAGGCUGGAUCCCGAGUGACAAACCCGUCUGUGUGCAGGAAGAUUGCCGCAUCCCGCAAAUUGAAGAUGCUGAGAUUCAUAACAAGACAUACAGACACGGAGAUAAGCUAAUCAUCACUUGUCAUGAAGGAUUCAAGAUCCGGUACCCCGACCUAUACAAUGUGGUUUCAUUAUGUCGUGAUGACGGAACGUGGGACAAUCUGCCCAUCUGUCAAGGCUGUCUGAGACCACUUGCCUCUUCUAAUGGCUAUGUGAACAUCUCCGAGUUCCAGACCACCUUCCCAGUGGGAACGGUCAUCUCCUAUCACUGCUUCCCUGGAUUCAAACUCGAGGGCUCAGAGUAUCUUGAAUGCUUGCACAACCUUAUCUGGUCGUCCAGCCCACCCCGGUGCCUUGCUCUGGAAGCCCAAGUCUGUCCGCUACCUCCCAUGGUGAGUCACGGCGAUUUCAUCUGCCACCCGCGACCUUGUGAGCGCUACAACCACGGAACCGUGGUGGAGUUUUACUGCGACCCCGGCUACAGCCUCACCAGUGACUACAAGUACAUCACCUGCCAGUAUGGGGAGUGGUUUCCAUCCUAUCAGGUCUACUGCGUCAAGUCAGAGCAAACAUGGCCCAGCACCCACGAGACCCUCCUGACCACGUGGAAGAUCGUGGCGUUCACGGCAACCAGUGUGCUGCUGGCGCUGCUGCUCGUCAUCCUGGCCAGGAUGUUCCAGACCAAGUUCAAGGCCCACUUUCCCCCCAGGGGACCUCCCAGGAGUUCCAGCAGCGACCCUGACUUCGUGGUGGUGGAUGGCGUGCCCGUCAUGCUCCCGUCCUAUGACGAGGCUGUGAGCGGCGGCUUCAGUGCCUUAGGCCCCGGGUACCUGGCCUCUGUGGGCCAGGGCUGCCCCUUACCCGUGGACGACCAGAGCCCCCCAGCAUACCCUGGCUCAGGGGACACAGACACCGGCCCGGGGGAGUCAGAAACCUGCGACAGCGUCUCAGGCUCUUCGGAGCUGCUCCAGAGUCUAUAUUCACCUCCCAUGUGCCAAGGGAGCACCCGCCCUGCUUCCGACAACCCUGACACAGCUCCCAGCACGGCGGGGGAGGUGGCAUCCACCAGCCCGGGCAUCGACAUUGCAGAUGAGAUCCCUCUAAUGGAAGAAGAUCCAUAACUGGAGAAAGUCCCGAUGAUUCUGCUACCCCCUUGGGGAUGGGAACCGUGUACCUUGGAGUGAGGCCUCUGGAGGACAGAGCUUGGGGGCGAUGGAGCAAGUUUUCUAAUCUAUCAACAACAUGGGGACAGUGACUCUUAUUGUGCAUCUCGGACUCAAGGGCGAGGCUGAUAAGCGGCAGCGGCAGUGCUUUAAAAUAAGACUUGAGGAUUUGCCAAGACCAGUGAGGAACAGCAGGAUGAGGGGCAGCCCUGAGCAGUCCUGGAUGAAGGUAUUAAGGGUAACUCAUGCCGCAGAACAUGGGACAGACGGUUCCACGCAUAUAUCCACCAAAUUCCACCUCCCGCUGACUUACGAGUAUUACCCGCCUCCUCUGAAAGCAUGUCACAUUACGUAAAUCGCUUCUAAAAUCCACUUCCAACUGUCUCCGGACUCCAGAUUCGGAUGGCCCAGCCUCUGUAGGAAGUCUGUGUUGAGCUGCUGGAAGAGCAGCAGCGCGCCCCCUGCAGGCUCCCGAAGGAAGGUUCUCAAGUGUCCCUGGGACAGUCUUCCUCGCACUGGACAACCCUACUCAAGGCGAGAUUAAAGCGGGACGUGGCAGUUCCACUGAGAAUGGAAAGGAAAGACUCAGGCAGACUCUGCUUUCUGGAAAUUUCUCCAAAAGGUAGAGUUCCUGUCCUCCGUGCUGUCCUUUGGUGAAAUGUCGUCAGUAUUUGUAUUCAUGGUCUAGCACAUGGAUCCACGGCAUUGGCUAAACCUUGUGACUUUACACAUGGUCAGAGUGUGUUCAAAUACAUCUCAUGGUGGAGAAGUAACCAAGGUAAUGUUUUGUUUCAGCAUUUUUAAAAGCUUCCACUUGACAGUUUAUCUCAGUUGUGAGCCCCUCUCCUUUUAACUAUUAAGAGUUGUUGUCCCUGCUCCCAAACUCAGUCAGAUUUAAUUUUCCAAAACAGAAAUUCUAUCUGGAAACACAUUCCUCCUCUUCCAGAUAAAGUAUGAGGUUGAAUUAUUUUACCCCUUUUAUUUUGUCCUGCAAAGUCCACAGGCUCCAAAGAUGGAUGGCUCUGCCCUCCUGCUUCGGGGUCCCCUGCUGCCUUACCCAUCAGUCCAUCCAGCACGUCCACCGUACCCUCCCGGGGCCCACUGGGUGUCCUUCCUAAAAAAUGAUUGAUAAACACAUUUCCCAAGUCCCGAAAUGUCUCUUCAAAUACAUGUUAAUCUGUGGAUCUGAUUCUUUUUCUCCUCUGGGUUUCAGACAAAUACAAACAAAACUCCUUUCUUUUUUUUUGUUCAUAAAAUUGCUAUGCUGAUAGAGCGGUGAGAGCUGGAAGCUUGAUCAAAUCCUGUUUUUUCUUGACACAGACUGAUUAAAAAUUAAAAAGAAAA
Odocoileus virginianus texanus is the source of this 4234-nucleotide messenger RNA. Lineage: Eukaryota; Metazoa; Chordata; Mammalia; Artiodactyla; Cervidae. The record is from RefSeq and is a predicted model, not a curated record.